GCUGGAGUGGGCUGUGAGGCAGGCUGGUAAGUGUGGUGGAAGUAGAACGCCUGAAUGUUUUCCUUUCUGGAAGCAUCGUUCUGCAAACCCUACGCAGGCCAGGCUGCAGAAUCUGCAUCAUUAAAAAUGCUCCCUGUCAGCAGACGGCAAGAUAAAAUUACAGCUUUGGAGGAAAUUUGGUUCUUGCUCGUAAGCACGACGUGAUGUCAUGGUGGGGCUGAGCAGCGUGUGGGCUCCUGACAGUGGGAAGUGCUCCGUGUGGCUCAGACGUGUGGCUUCCUAGCCAGGCUUUCAGAGUUGUCCUGGCACUGUGAGUAAUUGCUUUGAGCACAUUCCGUGAUUUAGUGCUAGGGUGAGCUGCAUCUGGCACUGCUGUAGCUGCACUUACCUUUAAAAAUAGAAGGACAUAAUUUGCUGGAAAUGCUGGAUGCGGGAGUAAAGAGAGCAAAACGUCCGUGGAAUUGAAAGAAUUUUUGAGAAGCCAUUACUUUCUGCGAGUCUGGGAAUUGCUUGUGAGAAAUAGUGGGUCUAAUGCAACGUUCUCCCCUUUUCAUGAGCUUUUCCUGUCCUAGGAAAGUGGGAUCUUCAGUGUGGCGUUUUUGAGUUUUCUGUCUCAUUAUACAUCUGAGUUAAUGUGAUGCUUUGCAGCUGAAGGUGAGUUCAGAGGCUCUCAGCAGGGAAAGGCAGGUGUGGCCUUUCCAUUGUAAGUUAUCAGAAGGAAUGGUUCAGGGUUGCAGCUAAUUCUGUUAUGAUGUAGAUGCCUACUUGAUGGAGCCUUGCUUUACCGUGUGUGUCAUUGGCCACCAAACUGAACUUUGGAAAGUUAAGCUUUCCACUUUACACCCAAGAAGUUGGAAAAAUAGAUAUAGAACAAGAAGACUAUAAUUCUGCCAUAUUGUAAUAGAAUGACAUAAAAGGAAGAAAUUAAAAAAAAAAAACAUUUCCCCCGCCCCUAUAAGAAGCUUUCAUCUCAGCAUUGGGAAUCAUCAUGCAGGAAUAAAAUGCUGCUGUGCUCAGGAUUUAGGGAGAAAGCAGUGUUGCCAUUCAGAGGGUUGUUUGGCUGAUGGUGCUGAGACAGAAAUCAGUGGGGAUGGCUUUGGUGAAAGAGGAGGAGAGCUACUGAACUAAUAACGUAGCUGAACCCAUGUUUGCAGCAGCAUUUAGAACUAGACUGCUGAAGAGCAAACUUAGCUGAUAAGAGGUUUGGCUUAGAGAAACAGUUGUGUCCCUGAACUUUGUAUUAAGGAGAGUGUGAGCAUGUGUGCAGUUAACUGACUUCACAUGUGAACUGCACAAAUGCAUGGAAUUCUGAUAAUGCAUUGCCAAAAUUGUGGAUAUUUCCAUAGCAUGGGAUUACUAGCAGCCUGCAUUUAUCCUAAUUGCUUUUCCUUUGGGAUGCCUGUCUGCCUGCCUUUCGCGUGAGGCCACUUCCUGCUGUCUUAGGAUGUCUGUGCUGGAUUAGAGAAGCAGGAAUCAGAUAGGUAAUGGAGGCAGAUAGAGAUAUGUAAAUAGGAGGUGGCUUAUUUGGGAGAAUUGACACCAAACGUUGUGUAUCCUGUUAGAGAUUUUGCUAAUGGAAAAGAACAAACAAACCUGUAUGUGGGAAUGGGAUAGCAGGGAUUAAGUGAUACUUGUUGAUUUUCCAACGUGCUGUGCACUCUCUGCUUCUUUGACCAUAGGAGGUCUCUGCUGGGUGUUCCAUUGACCUAUGAUGACUUCAUUUGUUAUCUUGCCAUCUCACAAUCUGGGGUGUGAACUCUUACCCAGAGUUUUCUCAAAAUAGGCUGCGCUAUUUAGGGAGUUCCCUCCAGUGCUUGCCUUGUGCUUGGUUCUCUAAAGCUCACUCUUCCUGUCUAACCUCUGUUAACAUCCAGUAACACUUAGUGGCAGUCGCUCUUCCAAAACCUUCAAACCAAAGAAGAACAUUCCAGAGGGAUCUCACCAGUAUGAGCUGCUUAAACAUGCCGAGGCCACGCUUGGAAGUGGUAACCUCAGGAUGGCUGUUAUGCUUCCAGAGGGUGAAGACUUAAAUGAAUGGGUUGCAGUUAACACUGUUGACUUCUUCAACCAGAUCAAUAUGCUUUAUGGAACCAUUACGGACUUCUGCACAGAGGAGAGUUGUCCUGUGAUGUCUGCUGGCCCAAAGUACGAGUACCAUUGGGCAGAUGGGACAAACAUAAAGAAACCAAUUAAGUGCUCUGCGCCAAAGUACAUUGAUUACCUGAUGACUUGGGUCCAGGAUCAGCUGGAUGAUGAAACGCUAUUUCCUUCUAAAAUAGGUGUACCGUUCCCAAAGAAUUUCAUGUCAGUGGCAAAGACAAUUUUAAAGCGCCUCUUCCGAGUUUAUGCUCACAUUUAUCACCAGCACUUUGAUCCAGUGAUUCAGCUCCAGGAGGAGGCACAUCUUAAUACAUCCUUCAAGCACUUUAUAUUUUUUGUUCAGGAAUUCAACCUUAUUGACAGAAGAGAGCUUGCACCGCUUCAAGAACUGAUUGAAAAACUCACCUCUAAGGACAGAUAAAAGGAAGAGGAUUUUAAAGUUACUUGUUUCUUUAAGCAAGCGUGUGGUAUAUGUUUUUUUUGUUGUUGUUGUUCAUUUGUUUUUUUAAAAACAAAAGAAAAACCCGUGCUGUUAUUCCUAACAGCCAAGAUCUACUCUCUGUGCUUUUAUUAGGGGAAAUCUUUUGUCUGUUAGUGACAUGCAGUAAAUAGCUUUUUUUUGAUAGUUAUUCAUUGUGGAAUUUUAGCAGGUGCUGAGUGUUUGUAAAGGAAACAUGCUUGGUUGGGGGUUUGACUCUUCUGGUGGAUGGGUUCUGUAUUGUGUCAAUGGUAGCCCAUUCUAAUGAAGUCCCUGAAAGACUUCCUUAUAUUCUCUAAGUGCCUUGGCAGACUCACUUCUGAGGUGCAAAGCACAUACAAUACUGAACAUUGCUGGAAAUAGAAAAUAUGAAUUAACACCCAAGAUACUUACUGAUACUUGUUUUAGGGAAAAAAAAAUAUACAUAUAUAUACAUAUAUAUAUAAAUACUUACAGUAAAAAAAGCCAUAACUUACUUAAAUCGAUGAUCUCCAGCUUUUAAUACAAAUAUUUGUCUUAUUUUUUUAGAGAGAUUAAUAUAGAUUUUUUCAAAACUAGAUAUUUCUUAUAACAAAAAGUGACGAUGAAAAGUCACCAAAUCAGAAUGAAGAAGGUGGUGUCAAAAUUAUAGAGAACCUGUGGUUAGCAAAUAGUUAAUGUCUGUUGCACUGGUUUUUGCUUUUCAUAGUUGCUCUUAUUUUUUGAACAGGUGAAUAAAAUAGCACCUCAAGUCAGGCACUUCCGUUCAAUUUCCAAGUAUUUGCCAAAUGAACUGUCAGUUUGCACAGCUACAGUUAGAGAAGGUAGUUACUAUUAAAAGUACACUGGAGUAGUACUAAGAAAACUCUGCUUUGAAAAAUAACUCAUGAGAUGAUGUUCCUAAGUUAGAAAUAAAAAGCCCAGCUCUGUGAAGGAACUCUGAUGAUCAGUGUUUUCUACGGUAGGGAAUAUAUGUUGAAGGGAAGAUAAUUUUGUGGACCAUUUAGGAUUAAUGUUAGCACUGUGGUGUUCUUUCACACUUAAAAUUGUUACUUGUCUCCAAAGAACUACAGAAUUUUGGAAAAGUAAUUGGAACAUACCAGUGGUUUAUGAUUUAGCAAGUGCAUCUUUCAUUUGUGAGAAAACAUAACCAAAAUGUCUACUUCCCUCACCUGUGUUGGUCUCUCUGCCUUUCUAUCCUUCUGUUGUCUCAAACCAGACACAAGAAUAGCUUGUGACAAGUUAACUUCUGGAAUGAUCCACGGACAGUGGCUUUGAAAUCUUCGCUGCAACUACAUCAGAGUCUGGUUUCCCAUUGCCCAGAUGUCUCUUGUUCAUUUACGGGCCUUGUAAAAGCUGUUGUAUUUGGGAUACAAAGAAAUCUGCAUUAGGUGGUUCUGCAGUAUGCUAUCCCAUGAUAUCACUAGUUGCCAAAUACAAUGCAGUAGAUGAUUAACACUGCCAGGCUUUGCUAGAUUGUGACUGCUACAGCACCUUUUUUGGACCUUAGUAAUGUGAAUGCAUCAAUUGAGCAGUGUAUAUGACCCAAGUAACUCUCAAAACUAAAAAAUGUACAGGUGAAGCCAAGGUUGGUGUAUGGCAGAGAAGUUGUGCAUAUGCUUUGGGUACCUCUGCUAGACUGAAAACACAAGCCUGCAAAAUAUAUAAGUGGCCAUUAAUAUAGCCAGCUAAGAAAUAUUUAAGCACAAUAACAAAUAUAUGUUCAUUUUAGUGACUAGAAUCAUUACUUUUAAGUUAAAAUAAUAUAUUUCAGAAUCAUCUAUAACUUAUUUUAAGAACAAUGUUAUUCUUCAAUGGAGUUGAAUUUCCUAGUCAGAAUGAAAAUCAGUUUAAACUUCUGUUACUUCUGUCUCUUUUUUUCUUUUUUUUUUUUUCCUUCUCACCAGGCUUAAGAACAGUUAAGACGACCUAGUAUUGAAAUAGAGAAAUGGCCUUGUUUGCUCAUUUCACAGGUUUUCAUUUAGAAAUGGAAACAAGUUGUCUUCUUGAAGAGUGGUGAAGAGUAGUCAUGCAGUAGCAUUCAUAGUGAGUUUAGGUUUGGUUACAGUAUAUGUUAGGUACAGUAACUGCUUGCAAAAUAGCUGCAGUUUAGCCUAUGUAAUUCAGAGAGUACUUGGUUUCAUUAGAAGCUUCAUUAAAGUUCAAAAAUCAUAGAAUAUGUUUUGGCUCCUCUGCAGGACAAGGUCAUUUUCCAGUAGAAACUGCUUAUAAGUUAAGGACAUGAGAAAAUUGUAUUUACUCGUCUUCAUCCUGUGUGACAUAAGAAGCUGAAGCAAUUUUCCUAAUUGUGUGACUAUCAAAGGAAAUUGCAUGAUUUUUCUUAAUGCUGAGAGAUUGGAUUGGAUUGAUCACAGUCCACACUGGAAGAAUGAGGUGGAUCAGGCCGAUGAUGCAAAGAGAGUUUUCCCUCAAAUGUUUUGACAAAUUCCAAGUUUGAAAAGAGUAAGGUCUUACCCCUUCUCAUCCAGUAACAAUUUUGAUUCUCCCAUUUGUACAUAUAUACCUGGGAGAUUUAGAAGAGAGGUGCCUAGUAUCUCUCUGAUAACUCUUCAGCAAGUUGGGGGAUAGAAAAAGAACUGUGAGGGUACAAGACAACUGAAGGCAAAAACAAAUGAGGUACAAACACCAUUUCCUUUUACUUGGGCGAGCCACUUACAGCUGCAGCAUUCACCCCAAUGCUUUUGUCAGAUUUGCUGUUCAUAGGACAUACCUGGUUGGGUAAACUACUUGUAGGGAUGGUGUGUAUCAUCCAUGACAUCUUUUCAGCUGCAAACUUGUUUUUAACUGAGCAGGAUACUGGCAUCUAAUUGGGAUGUGACCGUGAGCCUGGUUGGGGAGCUGUAGCUAGUUCUGGGUGGAGGACUGGAGGGCUCUGUUAGCUCAGGACUGAAUAACACGAAAGACUGACAUUGCAGUUAUGGAGGUGGAGAGCAUCCUCCUGACUGUGUAAAAGCAGCUUAGCUCCUAAAUUUGAAGUGUGCUUUUAUAAAUGGACUUCAGUCAUGCAGGAAGCUGAAUUCAGAACAUCUUGCACACGCAGCCUUUUAUGCAUACUUCUGUCUGAGAAGUGUUUAAUGACUGAAACUUUCCAGCUUGAGAGGGAGAUCGGCAUCCAGCUACAGAAGCGUGAAGAGUGCUGCAGAUGCAGCUUGAUAUUAAAAGUUUGAUAAAAUUACCAGUGAAAACUGCUUUGCUGAGUUGAUUCAGUGCUGCUCAUAGGCUGUGUGUGUACAUUCUCUGUGCUGAUAAUGCUUCUUGGAGCCUUUCAGCCAGCACCAGAGCCCUUGUUAUCACAUUGCAAUGAGACCGGAGAGUGGCACAAGUCUGCACCAAGGUGCUAAACAGGAGAUAUUCUCCAUCAGAUUUAAAGCUGUCUUACCAGUUUUUGUGUUGAAAAAAGAAUAUUUAGAAGUGAGGAUUUGCUAUGAUUGAUGCCACUGCAGUUGCUUACCUCAUUUUCCACUCGGGAGCAUUUUUCUUUUUUUCUUUUUUCCUUUUUUUUUCUUUCUUUAAAGCUCCCAAUUCUAGAAAUUCAGAGGCUUCUGCUGCAGUUCACUGAAUCAGAAUUUGAAUGUAUUAUAAAAAGGAUUAGUCUUAAAGGGAUGGUGUAUCUUUUUGUAUUUAGUAUCUGCCAGUAAAAGCAGUUUUACAGAACAGUUUGUAGGCAUGUAAUAAAAGCUUGGAGAUCUUGAUUUGUCUGACAGCAGUGUGAACACGCUGUUUAAUUAUACAACACUUGAAAAUAACAGCAUUAAUGAUAUGUGUGCAGUAUUUGGGAUUCAGCAUCCCUAUGCUGUUUAUAUUUGCAGCUUUUAUUUUUAUUUUGGGGUUUUUUUUGUUUUUUUUUCUUCAAAAAAGAUGUGGGACCAGAAGUUCAUGUGUGUUUACACUUUUGAAGUAAGGGCACAUCACAAUGCUACGCGAAAGUCAUGUUUUACAAGCUGAAUCUGAAUAGAUUGAAUGUGUUUAUAAAAUAGUGCAUUGUCUGGGGGGAGGACACCUCUCACUCCAAAAUAAAACCCAGAGAAAUGAACCCUGAAGAAAAUCUGCUGCUUUAGGCCCAUGUUACAGGUGGAUUCUGUUACAGGUGGAUCCUGUUAGGUGUCAUGAGCGCUUUGAAACAAAACUCCUCUGCUUCGUUGUCAAUGGGAGCAGAAGGUGUUGAUGGGCUGCCAGUGCUUGCCGAGGCCUUCCAGUCAGUAAUGUCCUUACACGCUGCUGUUUGGGGUGUUUGUCAGCUACCAGCAUGCUGAACAUGUCAGUGAUUCCGAUGGUAACUUCAGGAGGUCACCUACCUCUAGAUGGGAUGGGACAAAGUGUGAAGUUGAUCACAUUUGGUCACCGUUGCCAAUGUUGACACCGUUGCGAUGGUGUUGGGUAUGUUGUGCUUGUGUCUUUCACAUUCAAGUUAGGGACGCAAGCUGAUUUUUCACUGCAAUUUUAAAAAUGCCACAUUUUGCUGUUGCAGGUAGCUGAGAGGAGAAAACAGGUUUCAAAGGGCUGACAGCCCGUCUGCAAGUACCAAGUUUCUUUAACUGCUUACUAUGCAAUGUGGAGCUUUGAAUUUUAGCUUUUACUUCCAGAUAGAAAGGAGCGCUGUCCUUUUUCAGUAUUUAGGACUGAGCACUUCAAUCUCCCUGAUGUUCCUUUAACAGGUAAAGGAUACCUAUUUGCUGCUAUGGACUUUACGUACCUUUCAGAUCGUUCCUUUCUGUUUCUCGCCUCCCCCUUCUCUUGAGCCACGUGACACAAUUUUAUUCUGAACGCAUCCUUUUUUGGGUAGCUCUCUUUCUUACCAGCCUCUCUCCCCUUCCUACCUGCCAGAGUGCUCUAUGGCUGUCUAUAACCCCCUUUUUUAGUUGGACUAUUUAAAAAGGUGCAGUGUGAGUGCGGACUCCUUGCUUUUCUUUCACUGAGAAUCACUUUACUCUGAAUCUUGUUUCCUUCAUUGCCAUUUGAUUUUUCCUUUACUAGUGCGCUAGUAAAGCCACGAGCAGUUUGAUGAUUGCCUGCCCUCUUUUCCUGGAUGUCUCACCUUGCAAUAAGAGGCUAACAUUUGUCUGUGUAAGUGCUGAACCUUCGCACCGUCCUGCUUUUCUUUCCGCUUCUUUAUAACCAGGUUAAGAUUGCAGUCGAGAUGAACAUCGGAUUGCUUUUGCUUUAGAAACAAAUUCCCUGAAUCGUUCCUAGAGUAUUGUAUUUUUAGGGGAAAUUAAUUCGUAUAGCCACUAAGCUAAGCUCAUUAUUUUUGUAAGCUGGCAGCUUCUGCCGCCGUCUGAGCAGCGCCGCAGAGGGAAGGCCGCUGCGCGGCGGGCCGGCCGCCCGGCUGGCGUCCGUGUGCGCGGGGAGGGGAAGGCGGUCGGAGUGAGGUCUCAGCAGAAGGCCAUUUCUAAAGGAGAAAAGCAAAACAGCGCAGAAGCAACGCUAACACGGCCUCCUCGUUUGCAGUCUUUCAACGCCCGGGAGAAAAGGCGGUGCCGGAUGGGGAACGCGAGAGCAGAGCCCUUGCUGUCGCUCACCGUGCCAACGUUCCGUUCCCAGGCACCGCUCGGGAUUUCGGUUUUAAGCGGGAACGGCUUUUGCUGUACGGUAACAACAGCUGAAUGUCUGAAAAUCCGCACCGUGUUCGAGAGUUGUAAAUAAUGUAUACAGAUCGCUGUACGUGACGGGACAGAAUAUUUAAAUUCUAGGUUUUUUCAACAAGAAGCUGAAGGCUGUUUAUAAGAGACAAUAAAUAGCUGUGUUUCACCA
Molecule: messenger RNA, 8329 nt
Organism: Phasianus colchicus (ring-necked pheasant)
Lineage: Eukaryota; Metazoa; Chordata; Aves; Galliformes; Phasianidae
Gene: MOB1B
Product: MOB kinase activator 1B
Source: RefSeq, a predicted model, not a curated record